UAGAAAGCUGUUUUGGCGGGCGUUGCGCAGAAGCGGUGGCCGUGAGGGGGUACAAACCAGGGAGGGGGAAGUUGGUUUCGUACCGAGCCGUUACUUUCCCCAGGAAUUGGGUAGCCUUGGUGCAUUAGGUACAACUUCUGCGCUAUGGGAAAAAGAAACAAGAGGACAGCAGAUAGUUCGUCCUCUGAAGAAGAGGAGGAAUAUGUUGUGGAGAAGGUUCUAGACAGGCGUGUUGUGAAGGGUCAAGUGGAGUAUCUUCUCAAGUGGAAAGGAUUCUCUGAGGAGCAUAAUACCUGGGAACCUGAAAAGAACCUUGAUUGCCCAGAACUGAUUGCUGAGUUUAUGAAAAAAUACAAAAAAAUGAAGGAAGGUGAAAACAAGCCUCGGGAGAAAUCAGAGGGCACCAAGCGAAAGUCUAGCCUUGCCAACAACACUGAAGAGAUCAAAGCCAAAAAAAAGAGAGAGAGCACCGAUAUUGCCAGGGGCUUUGAAAGAGGAUUGGAGCCAGAAAAAAUCAUCGGAGCCACAGACUCCUGCGGAGAUUUAAUGUUCCUAAUGAAAUGGAAAGACACAGAUGAGGCUGAUCUGGUUCUAGCAAAAGAAGCCAAUGUGAAGUGCCCUCAAAUUGUGAUAGCAUUUUAUGAAGAGAGACUGACCUGGCAUGCAUACCCAGAAGAUGCUGAAAACAAAGAACGGGAAGCAGUGAAAAGCUAAAGUGGCUGGGGUUCUCUGUCCAUCAUAAUUGUACAUAUCCACCAUCCCUUUCCCUCUGCCCAAAUGCAUCCAUGCAAAUGUGCUUAUUACUGUGCUCGACAGGAGAAAUGUUGAUAUUGGUUGGUUUAGUCAUAACAUAAAUGUUGUGAGUCACGUUUGGUUUCCCUCCAGGAGAUUGACAUGCAGUGUGGAGUUCUAUCACCACCUCAUUGAUAACAAUAAUGAUUCUUGUUUUUAAAGCUUCCUCAGAGCCUCCAGGCCUUUUCUUCCUGCCUGGCUGUUUAGUUCUGCAUCAUCAUGUUCUGUGUAGAGAAUUGUUAAGCAUCAUUGUUACUGAUUUAAAAAUGGCAGGAGCUCCCUGAAUUCAGGACAGAUCCAACUGAUCUACCACAGGCUUUGGAUUUUUAGGUCACCAAAAUAACAAGCAAGCUAGAUCUUGGGGAAGGGGGGGGGAAAGGGCUUUUUCUAGUUUUUUUCAAAAUUGCUAACAUGUUGCUUGAAUUGCAUUCAAAAUGCUGGGUAGCCAUUUUCACCCAAAUCUUCUAACUUCAGGUCAGAACAGGAACCGUUUGAACAAAUAGAAAUUAGUUGGCAGGGGUAGCAUCCCUCUUUUGAACCUGUCUUUCUCAUUUUAUUCCUUUCAUUCCUUCCUAUCUCUUAUCUUCCUUACUACUGGUGCUAUUUGCAUGACAUGUUUAGUUAGAUUAUAAGGGUAUCUAAUUAAUCAUGUUGUGUGUACUCCAAAAAUUAAGUUAAUUGACCCAUAGCCUAUCCUGGCAACAAGUCUUUCCUCCCCCCCCCCCUUUGUGCAGACUAUCGGUACUUACUAGACAAUUAACUCCCUCUUUUAACAACUGUGAUCAAAAUGUACUCCUAGAGAAGCCCUAUAAAAUUGCUCCUUCUGUGGGCAUUCCAUUUCUAUAGUCCUUUUGAUCUUUCAUUCAUUGCACUCCAGGUGUGUUAUGUCUGAAAAGUGAGCAGAUACUGUUGGGAUAUGUAACUCCAUGAAUCUGCAGUGACACCAACCUUAAUUGCAUGAUGGCAACUUUAAUUUUAAAUUUACUUUCCCAGGGGGUGGAGGGUACAGCAUGAAGUAAGAAAGAAAAUGAUGCCUCCUGUGAAGACUAAAUACAGUGUCACUGAAUGACCAUCUCUGUCAUUUGGGAUCAUGUGCCCUGAGUGUGUCAAUGUGAAUUAAUUGGCUUAAAGAAAACUGGAUCAUUCAUGUUACACAAAUAGGGCCUUUGUGUUAUGUAGGUAAGUAGAUCAGCCAAACAUAGUGUCAUACUUGGAAUCAUUAAAUAGUUCCUUUUUCCUUUAAAAAAAAAAAACAACGAACCGUGGUUCCAAAAUUCUAAUUUGAUUUGUUUCUGGGCAGUUGUUUCUUUAGAGACCUCCCAACCAUAUUCUCUCUGCUCUUUCAUCCUAGUAUGUCAAUACGUUAUUUUCAGAAUAAGUAUUUAGUUCAGGUAUAUUUUCAGAGAAAACUACCAGCUGAGCAUAAUUAUCUGGCUGCAUGACUAGAACAGCUUAGAAAAAUGCAAAAAUCCCAGACUGGCAUUUUUAUUCUGAACAAUUGACAGUUAAAAUACAUAGUGAAAUAGAUUUUACAGAUAAAAUACAUUAGCAAUUUAGCCAAAAAUACCAUGUUACAGAAUAAGGACAUUUUGGACUGCAAAUCUAAUUAUCCUUCAUCACUGGCUAUGCUGGAUGGGAAUUGCAGUUCAAGAACAGUUGGAGGGUCACACAUUGCCUGUCCCCGAUUUGGAAUGUUGAUCAUUAAGGUAAAGGUUCCCCUCGCACAUAUGUGCUAGUCGUUCCUGACUCUAGGGGCCAGUGCUCAUCUCUGUUUUAAAGCAGAAGAGCCAGCACGGUCCGAAGACGUCUCUGUGGUCAUGUGGCCGGCAUGACUAAACGCCAAAGGCGCACGGAACUCUCUUACCUUCCCACCAAAGGUGGUCCCUAUUUUUACGUGCUUUCAAACUGCUGGGUUAGCAGAAGCUGGGACAAGUAACGAGCUCACCCCGUUAAACGGCACUAGGGAUUCGAACCACUGAACUGCCGACCUUUUGAUCGGCAAGCUCAGUGCCUUAGCCACUGAGCCACCGCAUCCCUUAUCAUUAACAAAUGGUUAUUUCAGCAGUGGCUUUCCAUCUUGUUCUUGAGCUUCAGGACGGUAAUAGAAAGCAAAGGCCCUUGGCAGAGCCCUUUCUCAUGACAAAGCCCAUGCAUUUUUUAUUUCAUGUGUAAUGCCUGCAUGGUGUAGCAUGGUUGGGAUUUCAUUUUCAUGUUCCACCGCGCAGACUCACUUGGCUGCAUCAGCUUUGAAAAGUGCCAGUAUCCUACUACAGUAUCUGAAUUUCUGGAUACCUCACAAUAGAUGGAUCCUCCAUACUAGUAAGAUUUGAUAGGAGCUUGGAUCAUUACUGAAAUGGUACAGGCUACUUUAUAAUGGACACUGGUCCUUAACAUUGAGUCUGAAUUCAUGCUCUUUGGUCUCUGCUGCCUUAGCAGUACUCUUUUUUUUUUUUUUUUUUAUUAAUAGUGAGGAAAGAUGCUCCUAUCCAUGCUUGAUCAGAAAAUCCCACCACUACUUACUUCAUUUCUGCAUUGUUGAAUUUAUUUCCUUUUGUUUAGCAAGCAGAUGAAGUAGGUUGCCAUCCUUCUAUUUACAUAUUCUGUAUCCUGCUAAUCUGUCAGGAAUUGCAACUGGGCAUGGUGUGAUGUAGCAUGACAUGAAUUACAUCUUUGACACAACUAAUGAUUCAUAUGAUUGAUUAAGUCCUAUAUCUUGUUAAAUGCCCAGCAUCAGAAAAUUGGUGGCAUUUUUGUUUUGGUGGAUUUCCUUUGAUUCAAUUGAUAGGUGUACUUCUGUCAACCACAUCAAGAUAAAACAUUUAUGAAACAUGUAUUCUAAUUUGUUUGGAUCAUGAUAUCAUUCCAUGUAUGUAGUUUAAGAAUCUAUUUUGCAACCAGUCCAUCUUUCAGUGGUUUUGAGGCAGGUUUGCCUUUAUAAAAUAUGCAGCCUCCAUAGCUUUGCUCAGCAUAUUCUAUUAGAACUGAAUAGAUUUUUACUGUUUGCUUCCUGAAUGGGGAUGGGUGACACUUUUAAGAAUUUACUUUGAAAGGGAUUUUGUUGAAAGAAAUGCCCUGCUGCUAAAUUAAUAGAAAUAUGUUUCUUUUCUAGAACCCUUAUUUGGUGCAGUCAUUUUCAACAAACGAGAUAUGUGAAAGUUCAGACUAUAGAUUGGACAUUAGCUUUGCAUUUCUGAUUCCACUUGAAAGAUGUCACAUAGAACACAUAGACAGAAGCAUAGCUGCCUGCAUUUGGCUAAUGGCCAGCUAUUGCUCUUGAAUCCCACUGAAUUUCUUAAUUUUUGACUAUUAGCUCUUCAGUGUGGGGGUGUUUUCAUUAAUUCCUCAACCACAUGAGCUGGAAGAGGGCAGCAGUUGCAAAACAGGAUUUGGGAAGCUAUAUGGAUUUAACUGUUUGCAUGUGAUUUGUACCACUUACACACUGAAUAAAUGAUUUACUUGAGGGGUUUUUUUUUAGUCAAGAAGAGUCUCGGGUUCUGAUUUUUGCAUGUGACUCAAAUGAGAAGAAUAUCCCUUUCAUCCAUUAUGCUUCACAGAAUGCUAGUUAUCCUGCCCCACUCCCUUGGAAUUCUCUAAUUUCUGUAUGACAGCUGAAGAGAUCAAAUUAUUAUGUAUUGUAUGACUACUAUCAAGGAUAAAAGACAAUUUACUAAUACCCAUCUGUCUGAAAUGAAGCAACACAUAAAGACCCCUAGGUGUUCCACAUCUUCCUGAAAGGAAGACUAUUCUGAUUUCUAACUCCUUCAAGAACAGAACAGAGAAAAAUAAAUGCAAUAUCCAAGUUGCUGUAGCUUACUACCUCCCUACCUAAAAAUUGCUAAUUCCAGCAGAAAGCAAUUCUGGAGGCUUUCCUUAUUGCAAAUAUGUGUGCUUGUGUGACACAUUCAUUGAUUUGGACCCACCCCCUAACAAGGACAAGGCCAUGAUAAAAAAUAAAUUGAAUAAUUAAUGACCAAAAAUAAUUGCCUAUAAAACAAGGUACCCAUUUGUAAAAUUAAAUGUUUUGUGUGUAGUACAAGUCCACCGUUCUGCAAACAAAAGGAUACAUGCAUUCACAAGAGGCCAUUUUCUUCCAACAGACCACAAAAACAAUGGCAAUGGAGUAUGGAAAGAAGAACAAUGGUAAAACAAACUGGGUGGGGAUGGAAGAAUGAGGAAAUAGACGAAUAUCUGGAAGGAGUCGAGAGGGACAAACCACCACCACCUCUAGAGUGAGGACUAGAAAAAUACAUGUCAAGUUAAGGGAUAAAGGUGGCAUUUUUAGAUCCCCCCAAGAAAUGUGUUGGCAAUAAUUUAAGCUCCCUUCUACAUGCGUCUUCUGUGAGAAUUAAACACUUGGCUACAUACAGUAUUUAUUCUUGAUGGUCCCGUUUGUUAGCCCUAUUAGCUCAGGUGGGAAGCUGAGUCCUUUAGCUUAUGAGGAAGGAAAACGGUGUCCUCAGCUAUCUGGAAGGAGGUGGCUUAGUAGGCCAGGGGGAAAAAAUGCUGAAGAGUCAAUGCUGAGAGCAAGAGUGACAGGUAGUCCUUGACUUAUGACAUUACAAGACUGAUCCACGGUACUUACAGUCUGGUUUCAAACAACAGCCAUCUUCCCCUUGCUGUCAUGUGACCACAUUUCAGACACUUGGCAACUGGCCUGUAUUUAUGUUUACAGUUAUAUAAUUGCCUUUACUUCAGAUUUUUGGCCCAUAGCAAUCAAUUGGUUUCUUAAAGACCAUUGCAUUUAAAAAAAUUAUAAAAUUGUGUCAGUCACGUGGGUGGCCUGCUUUAUAGCCAUCAUGACUUAACAACUGUAAUGAGCAGACUCCAUUAAGUUGAAGACUAUCUGUAUUUGCCUCAGAGCCUUGCCUCUCCUUUAAAGGCUAUAUACCUUUAAUAAUGGUUUAUUUUCUUCCCCUCAAGCACUGGCCAAUGCUCCCUCAUGAUUUACAGCACGUAACAAAUUUCAGCCAUCGCCGAGGUGCUAUAAUUUGGCCUCAUUAUUACAUUGGCAUGAUGAUGUUCUAAAUCACUCCUGGAGAUUUCACCCAUGCCUCAGUAUUUAUCACUGCAUCGUCUGUAUUUUGUGAAAGUGGGCAAAGUGGUGCAGAAGGAGUAUUGAAUCUGGAGCAAGUGCUGUGGAUGAUUGAUAGUCUGCCAUUCCUUUCUGUGCUGCAAUCCUAUAGAAUCAAGUCUUAAAAUGGAGAAAGUCUCUGCUGUUACUAACUAGGGUAUUGGCUUUCCAGCCCAUAUCUUUUUCAGGUAUUUUGGCUGGCAUUGCCUCUUACCAGCUAAAUUCAUUGGGCGAGCCAGAAUCAAGUUGAAUUUGCAGGCUAAAUAAGAGACAUUAUCAACUCUGAUAACCUUUAAGUAUUAAAGUCCUGCUACCUCGCUGAUUUCGCCCUUAUUUUUAUUCUCAAAUGUAUUGGAGAGGAAGCUUAAGACAGCCUUGAAGUGCACCUUUCUUUCCUACUCUGGUAUGUACCAGCCUAAAAACUACCUUCUUCACCAGCAGCUGCUAAUAGAAAUCCUUACAUAGAAUUAAUAAGGAAGACUUCUGUGAUUACAAGCACUUGUGUGUCAGGCUAAAAAGAAAAAAGGCAUUUUAGGAAGUUGGUAGCAACAAUGCCAUUAGUAAAAAAAAAAAAAAGCAUUUCUCUUUCCAAGUAUUUGCUAGGAUUUUGAGAUGGACUUGUGCAUGUAUGUUUUAAAUGACUAUUCUUGUACAGCCUGUUGAAUGCAUGCAUGUACCUGAUUUGUUGCCAUGUGGGAAGAAUCCUUAGAAUAAAGUGUUCAAUCUUGGCUUUCCUCCACUCCCACAACUACACAAUUUAAAAUUCUAUUUUGGACGCACCAUUAAUAUAAAGUAGCACACACAGGACCCUUUCAUCAUUUGGCAAAUUUGAUGAAUAUCUGAAGGUUCUUUGUCAAACUUAAAUGAAGCAAAAAUAGGGCAACUUGACACUUGAAGAAUUGCUUUAGCUACUGCAGUUGAAAUGCUAAAACACUAGUUUUUUCUACUGGCAGAAAUGUAAGUACAGCAACAGCUUUUAGUAAGUUCCACAAUAUGACUUCAGUGUAAUAUUUUUAACCCUAUUCAAAAGCUCUUUUUUAAAGGCAAGAGUUCUUUUUAAACUAUCAACAAAGAAUGCCCAGAUUUUUUUUUAAAGGAAAAAAAAAGUUUUCACCCUUUACCUGAAGAUCAUGUUAAGUUUGUCUUAGUGUAGUAGUAGAACUAGCCAGCUGAUUCUAAAUUUCCAGGAUUUCUAAGCCAUUCAUGCUGCAUUUAGGUGACUUUUAAACUGAUCCCUCUUCCUCACUUUUUGGCUCCUGGUCUAAAUGUUUCAAUGGCACAAAAAAAAAAAAAAAGCUUUUUGAUGUCAGUUUUUUUGCGUCUUCUUGUAUUUAGAACUUGUGGGGAUGGGGCAUAUGUGUAUGAUGCAUUGGGAGGUUUGAAUCUUGGCUUUUUGUGUAUCUGUUUAAAUUGCACAUUUUAAACUGAUGACCACUCUCUGAAUUUAUCAGAAUUUAAAUUUAUGGUAAGACUUCAAUUAUGUAGGUGCAGUUUUCUGAUGCAACACUUUCUUAAGAGGCUAUCAAACAUGAAUUGUUAUCCUCAGUCACCUAAGCGUGGAUUAAAAUACAAAGACAAUUAAUUUUGUGUUAAUUAAACUCAUUAAUUUUUGAUUAACUAUAUAAUUUUUACCCAGGUGGCAUUUAAAUCUUCUCGGCUGUAUGGGCUCUAAUGAUUUUUGUCUCCUCCCACCAGCAGGAAAAGGAAGGGGAGAGAAAUCACCCAGCCAGCACAAUUUGAAUUAUCUCAGAACCUCUAUACCACUGCUGCCUUUUCUUAGUUUCACGUGACCCACUACCUAUCAUUUUUGCAAGAACUAUAGUUUUAUGCAAUUCAAUUUGGUAUUUUAGCCCUAUGACAAAAUUGGUUCCUUUUUCUUUUUGUUUAUCUAUCUCUUUCUGUCUCUUUUUCUUUCUUUCUUUCUUUCUUUCUUUCUUUCUUUCUUUCUUUCUUUCUUUCUUUCUUUCUUUCUUUCUUUCUUUCUUCCUUCCUUUUAUUUUUUUCCACUGGGAACCACUACUCUGCAAGUUUUUUAGUGGACAAGAGACAUCUGAGAUAAUACCUCAUUCCACUGCUUAAAAAGCAAACAUUCAGAUUUUUUUCCUUCUGAAAAAUGAAAGAGAAUUGGCUUAAGGAACUGCUCUGCUUUUGAUUGAGCUUUUUGAUUGCUUGAAUCCAACUGUGUCUCUGACAGAUAAGACUGCAUGAAUUGUUCACUCUGGGUCAGGCCACAAUUCUUCAUGCAACGCUUUGAAUCAUUUGCAAAAGUAUGUCAAGUUGCAGCUUUUGCUUGCAACAAGCAGUCUGGAAGAUUCAUGAACACCUAUUUGGAUCCAGGUGAAAACACAAGCCCAAUCAUGUGCACAGAAUGUGUGAAAAGGCCUUGGAGGUUUAAUGCCCCUGGUGCUGGUUACAGAAAUGAAAUACAGUAUAUCCAGGUUCCCUAUGAUCAGUAUUUAAACUCCUGAUGAAAAAGAGAAAGAUGGUGUGUCAACUCUUCCCCUCCCAAUAUGCUGCCCUCCACAACAGAAUGUUGAACUUUUGGCUAACGGGUGUGUCUGUGCAUUUGUGUUAGACUUCCUUGGGGUAACAUUUUAGCCAAGCCUUUUGAUUCUAAAGUAGGUUAUGCUGAUUUUUAAAAGUGUGAAAAUAAUUUUUAAAAUGAGCUCUUUGUUGUACAACUUGACAUGUUACAAACAACCCCAUGUUCAUCAUCUCCGCUCUUUCAUAUUUCUUGUAUCGGUUCUAAUAAAUGGUUACUUUUCAGUA
Molecule: messenger RNA, 8632 nt
Organism: Pantherophis guttatus
Lineage: Eukaryota; Metazoa; Chordata; Lepidosauria; Squamata; Colubridae
Gene: CBX5
Product: chromobox 5
Cellular component (GO): nucleus
Source: RefSeq, a predicted model, not a curated record